Etheostoma spectabile (orangethroat darter) is the source of this 1845-nucleotide messenger RNA. RefSeq names its product cytochrome P450, family 24, subfamily A, polypeptide 1 (gene cyp24a1). Lineage: Eukaryota; Metazoa; Chordata; Actinopteri; Perciformes; Percidae. Gene Ontology annotation, biological process: glucocorticoid biosynthetic process; C21-steroid hormone biosynthetic process; cortisol metabolic process. The record is from RefSeq and is a predicted model, not a curated record. Gene Ontology annotation, cellular component: mitochondrial inner membrane. Gene Ontology annotation, molecular function: heme binding; iron ion binding; monooxygenase activity. The transcript has 12 exons. Bases 22 to 1563 code for a protein of 513 amino acids.
ACAAAUCUACACAUUUUGAAGAUGAGGACGCAGAUCCAAAAAGUUCCUCAGAUCGUAGAGUUUCUAAAAAAGAAAUCUGUCGGGCUGCAGCACUUCAAACCAACAUCGUCGGUGUGCGUCCUGGAGGAGAAGGAUGCUGUGGAGGCUGCGCGCUGCCCCCACGCUGCCUCCAGAGCGCACAGCCUGGACUCGAUCCCAGGGCCCACCAACUGGCCCCUCGUCGGCAGUCUAUUCCAACUUCUCCGGAAAGGAGGUCUGACAAGACAACACGAGGCACUGGUUGAUUAUCAUAAGAAAUUCGGCAAGAUUUUCCGGCUGAAGCUGGGCUCUUUCGAGUCGGUGCACAUUGGCGCCCCUUGCUUGCUGGAGGCGCUCUAUAGGAAGGAGGGAAAUUACCCUCAGAGACUGGAGAUCAAACCCUGGACAGCAUACAGGGACAUGAGAGACGAGGCGUACGGGCUCCUCAUCCUGGAGGGGAAAGACUGGCAGAGAGUGAGGAGCGCUUUUCAGCAGAAACUCAUGAAACCGACAGAAGUGGUGAAGCUUGAUCGCAAAAUAAACGAGGUGUUGCUGGAUUUCGUUGGCAGAAUUGGACAAAUAAACGUCAGUGGAAAGAUCGAAGACUUGUACUUCGAACUGAAUAAAUGGUCUUUUGAGACCAUCUGCCUCGUCCUCUACGACAAGAGAUUUGGUCUCCUGCAGGAGAAAGUCAACGAGGAAGCCAUGAACUUCAUCACAGCUGUGAAAACAAUGAUGAGCACAUUUGGUAUGAUGAUGGUCACACCUGUGGAGCUCCACAAGAGCCUCAACACCAAAACAUGGCAGGACCACACAACAGCAUGGGACCGCAUUUUCAGCACAGCCAAAGUCUACAUAGACAAGAAGCUGAAGAGGAACGCCCUCAGAGCUCCUGAUGACUUAAUCGGUGACAUCUUACACCACAGCUGUCUCUCCAAAAAGGAACUGUACGCAGCCAUCACAGAACUACAGAUCGGAGGAGUUGAGACGACCGCCAACAGUAUGCUGUGGUCUAUUUUCAACUUGUCACGUAACCCAGGCGCCCAGAGGAAGUUGCUGGAAGAGAUUAGAAAGGUGGUGGCUCCCGACCAGGACCCGUGUGGAGAGCACAUCAAGAGCAUGCCCUACCUCAAGGCCUGCCUCAAGGAGUCUAUGAGGUUAUCGCCAUCAGUCCCGUUCACCAGCAGGACUCUGGACAAAGACACUGUGUUGGGAGAUUAUGCAAUUCCCAAAGGAACAGUUUUAAUGAUAAACAGCCACGCACUCGGCUCCAACGAGGAGUACUUUGAAGAUCGGAAGAAGUUCAAACCUGAGCGCUGGCUGCGGGAGAAUAACACCAUCAACCCCUUCGCCCACGUUCCCUUCGGCAUCGGAAAAAGGAUGUGCAUUGGCCGACGGCUGGCCGAGCUGCAGCUGCACCUGGCCAUGUGCUGGUUGGUAAGAGACUAUGAGAUCGUAGCAACAGAUAAUGAGCCGGUCGACGUCAUCCAUUCAGGACUUUUGGUCCCCAACAGAGAACUUCCCGUUGCCUUUAUCAAGAGAUGAGGCUCCAUAUUCAACUCUCGUGGAAAUAGUGACAAGAAUACCUCUGUUGCCAUGACGUGGAUGGUCCAGUGACUCCCUCUAUUGCUGCUCUGUAAAUAGAAUACAUAAGACAGAAAUUAUUAUAUAUGUAAUCAUGCCAUAAAUACCUCUAACUUAUUUAAAACUAUUGCUUAUGACUGAUAAUGACUGACUAGAAUACCAGGUGUUAUAUAGAAAUUGGAUGUUGUGCCAAGGCAGCUGUGUAUGUAAAUGUCUAACGAUUGCUUUUCCUUGUUUAAUAAC